CUGUAUUAAACUUUUAUACACAAGUAAGGAAAUGAAUAAGUAAAUUGAAAAUUUUCAUCGACCCAAGUGAGAAGUCGUAACAAAUAACUCAAAAUCUGGCUAAAAGUCAAUUUUUGUCUGAGAAUUUGACAACUGAACAAUUACAAGAUUAAAUGUAUGUAGUGCUGCUAAAAAGCAGAUGACUCCAAAAUUAGAGCAAAUAACUGAGACAUCUGCAUAAUGCAGUCUUCUUUAGUAUUAGUCCUUUUUGGCGAGAAAUUUGUUUGGCUACAUUUUGGAGCGAUAAAUGUAAAAUGAUGAUAACCUUGGUAAACCUAAAUACUGAGCUGAAAAACAUGCCGCCAUUUCUGUCCACGUAACUUUAACGAAUUUGAUACUGAAAUUGAUUGGAAAGCGUAUAUGCAAGAAGUAGAAGGUGUAAUUAAUGGUACUUUGGAUUAUCAGCAUUUAAAAGGUGAUACUGGACCUUUAGUGUAUCCGGCUGGUUUUGUGUAUGUAUACUUAAUAUUUUAUGCUUUGACCCAAAGAGGAACAAAUAUUCUUAUUGCUCAGCAUAUAUUUGCAAUAUUGUACUUAGCAACUUUAUAUAUUGUAUUCCGGCUGUAUAUAAGAUCAAGACUUGUUCCUCCUUAUGCUUUGAUAUUUAUGUGUUGCACUUCAUAUAGAAUACAUUCUAUAUAUGUUCUUAGACUUUUUAACGAUUCAGUAGCUAUCUUCUUCCUGUUUGCAGCUCUGAAUUAUUUUGCAGACAAAAAAUGGAUGUGGGGCAGCAUUUUCUUUAGCUUUGCUGUUUCUGUUAAAAUGAAUGUUUUGUUAUUUGCUCCUGGACUUCUUUUUGUUCUACUGCAUUCAGUUGGAUUGCUUAACACUUUCUGUUGUAUUGCAGUUUGUGCAGUUGUUCAGGUUAUUGUUGGUCUUCCAUUUCUUAUUGCAAAUCCUGUUAGUUAUGUUUCUCGUGCCUUUGAUCUGGGAAGAAUAUUUUUGUAUCAGUGGACUGUGAACUGGCGAUUUUUGCCUGAAGAAGUAUUUAUAAGUCGCUAUUUUCAUUUCACCUUACUUUUUCUUCAUUUGGUUAUACUUGCUGUUUUUGCUCGAAAAUGGAUAAAGAACUUUGGACUUGGAGCAUUGAAAUCAGAAUCAAACGUUUUAUCCCUUGAUAAUUUACUCUUCAUCUUAUUUUCUUCAAAUUUCAUUGGAGUUGUUUUUAGCAGGUCAUUGCAUUAUCAGUUUUAUGUAUGGUAUUUUUUUACUCUUCCACAUUUGCUGUGGUCGACUAAUUACAAUCCAGUUGUUAAGCUUUGCAUUCUUGGAACUUUAGAAUUGUGCUGGAAUACAUAUCCUUCUACCAUACUCAGCAGUGGCCUUCUACAUAUUUGCCAUUUCUUAGUAUUGUGUAAAUUUAUACUUUAUCAACCACCUGUGGGUGAUAAGAAGUGCACAAAAUGUACAUAAAGAAUACUUGAGAGUGCUGCUAUGUUGUA
Messenger RNA from Stegodyphus dumicola, 1481 nucleotides. RefSeq names its product Alg3, alpha-1,3- mannosyltransferase (gene Alg3). The record is from RefSeq and is a predicted model, not a curated record. Gene Ontology annotation, cellular component: endoplasmic reticulum. Gene Ontology annotation, molecular function: dol-P-Man:Man(5)GlcNAc(2)-PP-Dol alpha-1,3-mannosyltransferase activity. Lineage: Eukaryota; Metazoa; Arthropoda; Arachnida; Araneae; Eresidae.